This is a messenger RNA of Ogataea haglerorum, 858 nucleotides long. RefSeq lists its product as uncharacterized. The coding region runs from base 1 to 858 and encodes 285 amino acids. NCBI's taxonomy places the organism in Eukaryota, Fungi, Ascomycota, Pichiomycetes, Pichiales, Pichiaceae. The transcript has a single exon. The record is from RefSeq and is a predicted model, not a curated record.
AUGGAGAAAUUUGAGCUUGAAUAUCAACCAAAAAAAAUCAGGGCUUACGCCGUUAAAGUUCUAAAGGAGCUCACCAAAAAGAAGACACGGCCUAUGCUUAUGUGCUUUCGUAACUGGGAGACCAGAGUCGGGUUCGGUGGGUCUGAAAAUGAAGAGGAGUCCGAUGACCAGACCCGUGUCCUGGUUUUCAAUGAUAAGUACAUUUCUUUCUUGAUUCCGUGGAUGAUGUCGUUCUGCUGGCAUGUAGACGAGAUAAUGGAGGAGCUUGCAGACCUCAGAGACCUCAAUACUGUAAGCAACGGAAAGCUGACCCUUGGCCCUGUUUUCUCGGUUGCAGAGCUUGUCAAGAUCGAUAUGAUUUUCAGACUUUUCACUACGAUUGUUCCUAAACAGAAUAUGGAGCCGAAACGCCCUGUCUCCAAGAUGGCUGAGGUUACUCUAGUGGAGCAGUCGAAGUCGACUAUGGCCUUGAAAUCAUUGGAGAGCUUGAAGCGUGUUGAGGCUCCAGAGCGUGAGGAGAUCUCGGAGCCCGCUGAAACUCAGGAGCCUGUUAGACGUCCAGAGCCUGCCAAAGCUGACACCAACGCUGUCUCCAAGCCGUCUGACUCUAUCCCACCUGCUUCUUUUAGGACUCUCGAUCCCUCCAAACAUUCCAGGACUGCCAAUCCCUCUGUUCCGUCCUCCUCUCAAAAGGUCUCCGGAACUCCCUGUGUCGACUACGAGUUUUCUGAGGCGGUGGCUCAAAAGCCAGUUCAGUCAGUGGGUACUGCUGUGGUUAUUCAGAAGCCAAUGUUUGACGACCUCGUCAACAAAAUACAGGGUCUUCAAUUGUCCAUUGAGAUUAUGCAGAAUACGUAG